CCCGUAGCCAUGUUGGCUCAAGGGCCCGUGUCAGAUGAAGUUAUCCGCCGCGUUAGUGUUUUUGGGCCAUGUGCGGAUUGAUACAUGGGCAAUGGGUGAAUCAAGUUCUAAUUCAACGGAAAGGGGUGCAAGACUGUGGCUUCAUGUGGGCCCCCACAAAACUGCUUCGACAACAAUUCGGAAACAACUUGAAGCUUGGCAGACUCUAACAAGUGACGGCUGGACGUGGGAAGACCCUGCGCAGUUCGGGCACAUUAUGCAUGUACGAAUGACUCAAAUCGCGAAUGUUGCAGAGUGUUAUCUGUCGUCCCAGUCCAUGUGCAGGGACUACACAGAAACACUUUGUUCAGAUUGGCUGCACUUUCUUGACCAGCUCAAAGGGACUUCAAAAAAUGGUAGUGAUGUCUAGUGAGCGUUUCGACCAGAUCAAUGACACCAGCGUCGCACAGCUCGCGUUUGACUUAAGCUACAUCAGUACCACCAUCGUGAUGGUUUACCGACCAUUUUACGAUUGGAUCGCAAGUUGGUAUCGGCAGCUCAAGGCUCACGGGCAGGUUGAAUUGACCUUCGCAGAUUGGCGAAGCGUUUCACAGAUGGAGCACUACGCGUACAACUACUCGUUCACGACUUCUCUACAUAGUCGCUACGCCGCUCAUUUUUCUGCUGUGAAGGUGCACGUGAUGGGCCCCGAUAAGAUGACCGAUAUUGUCUGCGAUGACUUCAAUGCUGCGAACACGUGCGCGACGUCUAGGAAGGCCAAAGUGAUGAAGCUAAACGUCAGAGCAGAAUCUUCGCCACAUGAAUGCCUCAGUUCUCUGCAGCUGCAAACGCUGAGAACUAUAUCCAUUGAGUUGCACCGAGCGGCGUACGGUAUCUUGGCAUCUUCAAGUUUCCCCGCAUCAGAUUUCGAUGCCAAGGCCAGGAUUUGUUUCGGCAAUCCCUUUUAGAUCAAAGACACCCACCCUCGCGUUGGCGAGUUGUGAGGCGCUGUAGCUACUAGGGGUCGGCCAAAUCGCUGUUUUCGGUAAUCUCGUGGGUCGUUUUCAUUUUCUGCUCAGUUCUGACGACGACGAAACUAAAUCGCAAAAUCGGCCGACCCUUGGCUGACGUUUGCCUGAGCUGUAGCUACCUUAACUUGCGCUCAGUUGGGCUCCCGCUCGGGACGCCUUUCGGAGCUCCUGUGCUGAACGUGGUCCUCCGUCGGGAUCUGUGCGCGUUUC
This is a messenger RNA of Prorocentrum cordatum, 1220 nucleotides long. The record is from the annotation of a GenBank genome assembly. Lineage: Eukaryota; Dinophyceae; Prorocentrales; Prorocentraceae.